Molecule: messenger RNA, 1521 nt
Organism: Euleptes europaea (tarantolino)
Lineage: Eukaryota; Metazoa; Chordata; Lepidosauria; Squamata; Sphaerodactylidae
Gene: SCG3
Product: secretogranin III
Exons: 12
Coding region: 1-1386 (461 amino acids)
Biological process (GO): protein localization to secretory granule
Cellular component (GO): secretory granule membrane
Source: RefSeq, a predicted model, not a curated record
AUGCUUCUCAAGCUGGCCGUCCUGGUACCAGCCCUGGCCCUGAUCGUAGGCCAGGUACAUGGCUUCCCGAAGCCCGAGGGCACCAGAGGAGAUAAAACCUUACACAACAGAGAAUUAAGUGUGGAGAGACCACUAGAAGAACAGAUUGCCGAGGCAGAGGAAGACAGAAAGAACAAAAACAUCCUGACAGAAAAUAAGCCAGAAUUCAGAAAUUAUUCCUUUGUUGAUGACUUGAACUUGCUCAAGUCGGCAGCAGAAAAAGAGAGGAAGGAAAAGGAGAGGGGACCGAUCAGAAGCGCCCUAUAUGACCAGCAACUGGCCCUUGAUGACGCAGAUUCCACCAAGAGUCGCAGGCUAGUGGAUGACUAUGACACCACUAAAAGCGGUCUGGACUAUAAAUAUCAAGACGACCCUGACGGACUUCAUCAGCUCGAUGGCACACCGUUAACUGCAGAAGAUAUUGUCCAGAAGAUCGCCAUGAGAAUAUACGAGGAAAACGACAGAGGAGUGUUUGACAAAAUUGUUUCCAAGCUUCUGAAUCUGGGACUCAUCACCGAAAGCCAAGCCUACACACUGGAGGACGAGGUGGCUGUAGUGUUACAGCAGCUAAUUGCUAAUGAAGCGAAAGAUCGGGAAAAGGCGCCCGAAGAGCUUGAUUACCUUCCAAGCAGAAUAGACAGUAAGGCUGAAGAAAAACAGGAGGAGAAAAUGGUGCCAAAAAAUAUGGAUCGAGACGAUACCUUGGAUCACACAUGGGCUUCCUCUAACAUGUUGGAACGAAGGAAUGAGCUGCCCCCUGGGGAUAAUUUUGAAGACCUCCAGUAUUUCCCUAACUUUUAUGAGCUACUGAAAAGCCUUAACUCAGAGAAAGAAGCCAAGGAAAAAGAAACCUUGAUAACUAUCAUGAAGACCUUAAUCGACUUUGUGAAGAUGAUGGUUAAAUAUGGAACCAUUACACCUGAAGAAGGUGUUUCGUACCUGGAAAACCUGGAUGCAAUGAUAGCUCAGCAGACGAAGAAGAAACUUGAGAAGCCCAGUACUAAAAGCAAGCUGUUGUCAGACAAGAGCACCGAAGAGGCUGACAGCACGAAAGCAGCCGCGGCUAAAAUGGAAAAAGAAUACGAAACGCUGAAAGAUUCCACAAAAGCCGAAGAACAAAAUACAGGCAACAACGAAGAGCCAAAAGGGAAAGCAGAAGCGUAUUUGGAAGCCAUCAGAAAGAACAUUGAAUGGCUGAAGAAACACAACAAGCAGACAGACAAAGAAGAUUAUGAUAUUUCCAAACUGCGUGACUUCAUUGACCAACAAGCUGACGCUUAUGUGGACAAGGGCAUCCUGGACAAAGAAGAGGCAGAUGUGAUCAAACGUAUCUAUGGCAGCCUGUAAGAAACAGACAGGAGGACGUCCCUUGAAGCUGUAGGGAAUUCUAGUCUAGCUUCAUCCUCUUAUGACCUACAGCCUGUUUGUUUUCUCAGUUUUCAAAGAGAUUGUUAGAAAGUGUUCUGUCUGCGUCGUAUUGAA